This is a messenger RNA of Microtus ochrogaster (prairie vole), 1070 nucleotides long. RefSeq names its product RNA polymerase I subunit H-like. Lineage: Eukaryota; Metazoa; Chordata; Mammalia; Rodentia; Cricetidae. The record is from RefSeq and is a predicted model, not a curated record.
AUGCUGUAUGUGCUGAUAGAGGCACAAAGGGCCUGGUUGGAUAAAGUGCAGAGAGACAGUGAGCUGACAAAACGAGAGCCUAGAGUUACCUCGGAGGACAAAAGAGGCCUUGAGACUGAACAGUCUGGUUUGGGAGUCCUCAGGCCACCCCUCACCAAAGAGUCUGUUCCUCCCCUCUUUCAGUCCCAAGUAGAAGAUUCUGAGUGGUUCACAUUGAGUCCACAGGAGAGAUUGGCUUGGGCAAAAGCAUCCAAAGACCCUAGGAUUGCAGAAGGUCAACAGUCUCCACUGGAGAAGAGGCUCCUGAGUCUUGGUGGUGUGCACACUGUAGCAGCGAGACACUUGGUGACCCGGAGAUGCCGGGAGGAGAGCAGAGCGCUCUGCAGGGAGCAAGCUCGUUCUCUUGACUACUGGCUGGCAAAAGCCGAGUCUUACUAUAAUAAAAGAAUAGUGGAGAUGAUGAAAAAAGAAGACACCGGCGGGGAAACAAAGACGAAAGUGGAAGAGGAAACCCCACCAAGCACAGAGGGACACAAACUGCAUUAUUUUGUGCCCGAGAGAGAGAAGAAACAGAUAGAAAGGCACAUUCUCAGAGCAGGCCAGGCCAGAGAAUUUAAGAACAAAGUCUGGAGGCAGACCCGACUCCUCAGUGAAACCAUACUCCCCAAGAUUGUGCCAGAAAAGCAGAGCAUCCCAAAAGCACAGAGAAGAAGGCAGGUGAAUGAGAGAGAGCUGCACCAAAUUAAAGAUCAUCAAGAACGCAUGAUUCGAGGGCGGGAACUUCUCGAGCAGAGACUCAAAGAGAGAAUCUUGAGAAAAAGCCCGAGCCAGAUUCCACUACCUGAGAGGCGCGGUCGAGGGAAGAAAGAGAUAAAGGAGUUCGAAAGGGUUGUUGCGUACCCCCUUUUCCAGCCGUCCAGUACAAGUCGGAUUAAAGUGGAUAUUCUUAUGGAAAAAUCUCAGGACGAAGAGGAAGUGAGCACAAUUAUAAAACCGUACGGAAGGAGAUUCCUGGCUGUGCCACCCUUUUUGAGAACUCAAAUAGGAAAAUUAAAGGAUCAGUAAAAUUU